Messenger RNA from Sorex fumeus (smoky shrew), 1149 nucleotides. Its product is annotated as olfactory receptor 7D4-like. The transcript has 4 exons. Gene Ontology annotation, cellular component: membrane. NCBI's taxonomy places the organism in Eukaryota, Metazoa, Chordata, Mammalia, Eulipotyphla, Soricidae. The record is from RefSeq and is a predicted model, not a curated record. Bases 1 to 1149 code for a protein of 382 amino acids. Gene Ontology annotation, biological process: G protein-coupled receptor signaling pathway. Gene Ontology annotation, molecular function: G protein-coupled receptor activity; olfactory receptor activity.
AUGAAACCAGAAAAUGACUCACACAUUUCAGAAUUCAUUCUUUUGGGAUUUUCAGAUGACCCAGAACUGCAGCCCCUAUUAUUUGUGCUUUUCCUGUCCAUGUACCUGAUCACUGUCUUUGGGAACCUGCUCAUUAUUCUGGCUGUCGGCUCAGACUCCCACCUCCACACGCCCAUGUACUUCUUCCUGUCCAACCUGUCCUUUGUGGACAUCUGCUACACCUCCACUACCAUCCCCAAGAUGCUGGUGAAUAUAGAGAGGGAACGUAAAGUCAUCACGUAUGAAGGCUGCAUGACUCAGAUGUACUUUGUCAUAGUUUUUGGUGUGUUAGAUGACUUCCUUCUGACUGUGAUGGCCUAUGACCGCUUUGUGGCCAUCUGCCACCCUCUACACUACAUGACCAUCAUGAGCCCCAGGCUCUGUGGACUGCUGGUUCUGGGAUCUUGGAUCAUGAGCAGCCUAACAUCCUUGUUACAAAAUUUGAUGGUGUUGCAAUUAUUGUCAAGUAGAAACGAUUCCCAAACUUCAGAAUUUAUUCUUCUUGGAUUCUCACAAGAGCCAGAGUUGCAGCUUCUCAUAUUUGUGUUUUUCCUCUCCAUGUACUUGCUCACUGUCCUCGGGAACCUGCUCAUCAUCCUGGCCGUCUUCUCAGACCCCCACCUCCACACCCCCAUGUACUUCUUCCUCUCCAACCUCUCCUUUGUAGACAUUGGUUUUACUUCUACCACCGUUCCAAAGAUGCUGGUGAACAUCCAAAUGCAGAGUAGACUUAUAACCUAUGAUGACUGCAUCACACAGAUGUACUUUUUUCUAGUCUUUGGAGAGCUGGACAUCUUUCUCCUGACGGUGAUGGCCUAUGACCGCUUCGUGGCCAUCUGCCACCCUCUGCACUACACGGUCAUCAUGAAUCCACGGCUCUGUGGCCUGCUGGUUCUGGGGUCCUGGAUCUCCAUGGUCUCCUUAUUUUAUUGCACUAGCAUUGGGGUGUAUCUAAGCUCUGCUGCCACCCACAGCGCACAGUCAACUUCAACAGCCUCAGUGAUGUACACUGUGGUCACCCCCAUGCUGAACCCCUUCAUCUACAGCCUGAGGAACAAAGACAUCAAGAUGGCUUUGAAAACAUUCUUUGUGAAGGACAUGCAAAAAUGA